AUGGAGAUCACGGACGUGAAAGCACGAUGGAAGGAUGUGUGGUUUUCCUUUUGUCUGGCGCUGCUGAUUCUGACCAAAUUAGAAGGAAUCUCUGCUCAAAUAAGGUACUCCAUUCAGGAAGAAUUAAAACCAGGGACAGCGGUUGGAAAUGUAGCCAAAGACCUCGGACUGGAUCUUGGGAGACUGGCUGAUAGGAAUCUUCGAGUUGUGCAAGGAACAAAGCGAGAUCUGUUCGAGGUAAAUCCAAGGGAUGGAGUUUUGUUAGUGAACCAGAGAUUAGACAGAGAGGAGCUGUGUGCAAAAACUGCCCCAUGUGUCACGAAUUUAAAAGCAGUUGUAGAAAAUCCACUCGAAAUGCACCAGGUCGUAGUUGAAAUCCUCGAUGUAAAUGACAAUUCGCCGAAAUUUCCUGAAGAAAAUUACACACUGGAGGUGCUGGAGUCUGCCUUAGUGGGGUCUCGAUUUCAGCUGGAAGGAGCACACGAUUUAGAUGUGGGUUUGAAUUCAUUACAUUCAUAUAAGCUAAAUCCGUACCAGCAUUUUCGUUUGGAAACAGAGGAAUUUGGGGAUGACGGGAAAGUUCCGUUCCUAGUAUUACAAAGACCUUUGGAUAGAGAACAUACAGCUCAGCAUUGGUUACUAUUAACAGCUACAGAUGGAGGAAAACCAUCAAAAUCUGGAAAGAUGAAUGUCACGGUAAUUGUAUCAGACAUAAAUGACAACCCACCAGUCUGUGAAAAACAAAAGUACACAGUAACAAUAAAGGAAAACGCACCCGCUGGAACAUUUCUGCUGACGGUAAAUGCAUCUGACUCAGACGAAGGGCUGAACGGUGAGAUUGAAUAUUCUUUAAAGAGUAAACUUAGAGGACUCUCGUCCGAUACGUUUGAUUUGGAUAGUAAAACUGGAAAACUAGUUGUGAAAGGACGCCUGGACUACGAGGAAACCCAAGUUUACGAGAUUAAAGUAAUGGCUACGGACAAAGGUGUUGUGGCUCUGUCCACACUCUGCAGCGUAAUUAUUAGAGUGGAAGAUGUGAAUGAUAACCCACCAGAAAUAGAAAUCACAUCUUUUUCGAGUCGCAUUCCAGAAGAUGCGCCCCCUGGAACCGUGGUGGCAUUAAUGGGUGUGACGGAUCUUGACUCAGGUGUGAACGGACAGGUGGUUUGCAGCGUGCCCCUUCAUUUACCUUUUGAUUUGAAGCCCUCCCCUGACGGUCAGUCAUACUCUUUGGUUACCAAAGAUUACCUGGAUAAGGAAACAACGCAUAUGUAUACCAUUACAGUAACAGCUAAGGAUUUAGGAAGCCCAACUUUGUCAUCAACGAAGGUAAUACAGGUAGAGGUGCAAGAUGUUAACGAUAACAGGCCUCUUUUCACUGAAAGCCCGUAUACCUUUUAUGUACUUGAAAAUAACAAGGCAGGAAUGUCCAUUUUCUCAGUCAGUGCUACUGACGCGGAUGGAGGUGAAAACGCGGCAGUGACAUAUUCACUUGUCCGUAUGAGCCCGGGGCUCACUAUAACCACGUUUUUAAAUAUAAACGAAGCAAACGGAACGGUUUCAGCACUAAAAAGUUUUGACUUUGAAACACUGAAAACUUUCCAGUUCCAAGUUGUUGCCUCAGAUUCGGGAACUCCGUCAUUAAGCAACAAUGUCACAGUCAACGUCUUCAUCCUGGAUCAGAACGACAACGCUCCAGUCAUCCUGUAUCCACUCAGCUCCAACGGUUCUGCUCAAGGUGUGGAGGAGAUUCCCCGAAACGUCAACGCAGGACACUUGGUGACUAAAGUCAGAGCUUAUGAUGCUGAUAUAGGAUAUAACGGCUGGUUGCUCUUUUCCCUCCAGGAAGUGACUGACCACAGUCUCUUUGCUUUGGACCGCUAUACAGGACAGAUCAGAACACUUCGCUCAUUCACAGAGACAGACGAGGCUGAGCAUAAACUGCUCAUACUGGUCAAAGACAACGGCAACGUUUCUCUCUCAGCAACAGCUACUGUGAUUGUCAAGCUUGUGGAGCCCAAAGAGGCUUUUGCAGCUUCAGAUGUUAAAAGUGCAGCAAAAGAUGAUGAGGACAGUAAUGUCAUAUUUUACCUCAUGAUAACUUUGGGUGCAGUUUCUGUACUUUUUCUCGUCAGCAUUAUUGUGCUGAUUGCAAUGCAGUGCUCCAAAUCCACAGACUAUACUUCUAAAUAUCUGCCAGAGACUAAUUAUGAUGGGACACUGUGUCACAGCAUCCAGUACAGAUCAGGAGAGAAGCGGUACAUGCUAGUUGGACCCAGAAUGAGUAUAGGAUCUACUAUAGUACCAGGAAGCCAUGCAAAUACACUCGCACUUCCCGACAGAAGAGGUGCUACUGAAGAGCACUGGCCCUGCCCCUUCCACAGAGGUUUUGUUCUGGUGGACAGAGAGGAGACGGGAUCUUAA
This is a messenger RNA of Pundamilia nyererei, 2424 nucleotides long. RefSeq names its product protocadherin alpha-8-like. Gene Ontology annotation, molecular function: calcium ion binding. NCBI's taxonomy places the organism in Eukaryota, Metazoa, Chordata, Actinopteri, Cichliformes, Cichlidae. Gene Ontology annotation, biological process: homophilic cell-cell adhesion. The coding region runs from base 1 to 2424 and encodes 807 amino acids. Gene Ontology annotation, cellular component: plasma membrane. The transcript has 3 exons. The record is from RefSeq and is a predicted model, not a curated record.